AUGGGCGCCUCCGACAACAUCCGCAUGGGCCGCAGCACCUUCCUGGAGGAGCUCUCCGACGCUAGCCACAUACUGGCUGCCGCCACCCGCCGGUCGCUGGUCAUAAUCGACGAGCUGGGGCGGGGCACAUCCACCCACGACGGCGUGGCAAUCGCAUCCGCCGCGCUGCGCCACCUGGUCGCUUCCACACAAUGCGCCACGCUGUUCGUGACGCACUACCCGGAGGUGGCAGCCAUGGGGUGCGAGCUGCCGGGGAGGCUGGUCGCUCACCACAUGGCCUACCUUCAGGAGGGGGGCAAUGAGGCAGUUUGUGGAGACUCCCGGUGCAGCAGGGUCAUGCACCAAGAGAGCGAGACAGCGGGCCCCAAGGUACAGGGACGAAACGCACAAGUUAGUCAUGAGCCCGCCAAGGCAGCAGGCAGUAGGCAUCGUCAUCACUCAUUUUUGCACAACAAGGCGGCAGGUACACAGGGGGAUCAAGAAAUGAUUGAUGGUUUGGAUGAGGCUGGAGUGACCAGAUCUGGGCACAUGCCCAGGCUGGUGUUUUUGUACCGGCUGGUGUCGGGCCCGGCGGAUGACAGCUUCGGGCUGAAUGUGGCGAGAAUGGCAGCGCUGCCUGAGAGGGUGGUUGACAGGGCUGCACAUAAGGCGCUGGAGAUGAGGGGCAAGGAGGAGGCACGCAGGCAGGUGGGCAGGAGCUGCGAUGCACAGGGGUGCAUCAAUGACGUUUGCGCAAGGCUGAGCAGUCUGCUGGGCACGGCCGGGAGUGAGACAGGCGUUGCUGGGGUGAGGGAUUUCCUGCGAUGGCUGAGGAGGUGA
This is a messenger RNA of Ostreobium quekettii, 819 nucleotides long. The record is from the annotation of a GenBank genome assembly. NCBI's taxonomy places the organism in Eukaryota, Viridiplantae, Chlorophyta, Ulvophyceae, Bryopsidales, Ostreobiaceae.